AUGGGAUUACCCUAUACUUUAAAACAUCUAGAAAUUAAGUCAUGUGAUAUGCUCAUAAAAAAUCGCAUGAAAUGGAAUUUACAAAGACUCACAUCGUUGACGGAGUUAAAUCUUUGGGGAUAUGGAGGAGUAGAUUCAUUUCCAGAAGAAUGGUUGCUCCCAUCUUCUUUAACUCAUCUUCGGAUCCGUGGAUUUGGUAAGCUUACAGCUCUAAACGGCAAAGGUUUUCACCACCUCACCUCACUUCGACGAUUGGAACUUCAUCUCUUGGAAAAGCUAGAGUGUUUGCCAGCAGAAGGACUGCCCCAGACUCUUACUGCUUUGACAAUAUCAGGUUGUCCUCUGUUAGAGCCCAGGUGCAAGGAAGGAGCAGGGUUUAUAUUUGCAAUUUAUAACAAUUUGAUAGACUGGAUUGGUCGUUUACCAAUACAGAUGGCCAAAAGUGAGAUUUUUCCUUGUUUGAAGCAAUUUUCUUUAAGAAGUUGUGGGAAGAUAAAUGUGGCAUUACCUAUCGCCUUUUCUUUAAAAAGUCUACGUAUCAUAUCAUGUAAUAUGCUCAUGGAAAAUCGCAUGAAAUGGAAUUUACAAAGACUCCCAUCGUUGAUUGAGUUAUAUCUUAAGAAUUAUGGAGGAGCGGUGGAUUCAUUUCCAGAAGAAUGGUUGCUCCCACCUUCUUUAACUCAUCUUUGGAUCCAUGGAUUUGAUAAGCUUACAGCUCUAAACGGCAAAGGUUUUCACCACCUCACCUCACUUCGACGAUUGGAACUUUAUUCCUUGAAAAAGCUAGAGUGCUUGCCAGCAGAAGGACUGCCCCAGACUCUUACCGUUUUGAGUAUAUUUGGUUGUCCUCUGUUAAAGCCCAAGUUCAACGAAGGAACAGGGGAAGAUUGGCCCAAGAUUCAACACAUACCUAACUUAAACACAGAUCACUGGUACGCCACGUGA
This is a messenger RNA of Humulus lupulus (European hop), 945 nucleotides long. RefSeq names its product putative disease resistance protein At3g14460. The transcript is spliced from 3 exons. Bases 1 to 945 code for a protein of 314 amino acids. NCBI's taxonomy places the organism in Eukaryota, Viridiplantae, Streptophyta, Magnoliopsida, Rosales, Cannabaceae. The record is from RefSeq and is a predicted model, not a curated record.